UAUUUGGCAGGAAGUUAGCUGCCGUUAACCGGAAGUUCAACAAUGAGGACACUCUAAGGAGCAGGAAUUGGCAAAGAGCUUUCCUGCCAGCUUUUUUUUAUUCUUUUUAAGAAUCCAUCUAGAGCAGGAAACACACAGUUAUCCAGCAGAGUUGGAAGGAAAAAUGCAGUAAUGUCUUCAGCCGUAGAUCUGAAGACCAAGGAGGAAAAGGACGCAGAGUUGGACAGACGGAUCGAAGCUUUGAGGAAGAAGAAUGAGGCUCUGGUCAAGAGGUAUCAGGAAAUUGAGGAAGACAAGAAGAUGGCAGAGAAGGAGGGUAUUGCCGUGACAACAGGCCGUAAGCCCCGCCCACAGGAGCCAGAAUCUGAGCGGCGGAAGACUGAGAAGGAGAACUUUACCGUCACUGUGGACCUCUCCAAACCUGCCGGGGAGAAGCGAGUGGUGAACAACUGGAAACCCGGUACGCCUCGAGGCCGGAAGACGUCGGAAGACGACGACAACCGGGGGGCGAGCGACGGCCACAGCCCCCCGCGGAGGACGGGAUCUGGGCGGAUGGGGCGAGGAGGUCAGAGGGGCGGAGGCGAAGGCGGAGGCGGUCUGCAAGAGAGGAGGGAGUGGGAAUCGAGGACUCACAGAGAGGGGGAGUCUGAGCCUGGAGGCCAGGGACGCAGAGGAGGACGGAGGGGGAGAGGGAGAGGAGGUGGAGGUGGAGGUGGAGGUGGAGGUGGAGGAGGAGGAGGAGGAGAAGGGGGAGGAGAAGGAGGAACUGCAGGUGGAGUGGACAAGAAGUCAAAGGAAUGGGAGGAGAGGAGACGUCAGAACAUCGAGAAGAUGAACGAGGAAAUGGAGCGGAUAGCGGAGUACGAGCGCGGCCAGCGGCCAGAUGGAGACAAACCGAUCCGCAACUUCCUGGACGACCCGAGGCGUUCUGGACCCGUGCCGGACUCCGACCGCAAGGAAGGCAGCCGUAGACAUGUGCGAAACUGGGGGGGGCUGGACUUUGACAACGUGAAGACGGGAGCGGAGGUGGAGAGAGAGUGGACUAGCCGGAGGCCGGGUCCAAAGGGUUCCGUGGACAUGACCAUGUCCAUGACGGGCCGGGAGCGAGCGGAGUACCUGCGCUGGAAGAAGGAGCGCGAACUGAUUGACGAGGAGAGGCUAGCGCGCCAUCGCAAUGCCACGGGACAGUGGCGGCGAGAGUGGGACGCCCAGAAGACGGACGGGAUGUUCAAGGAUGAUUCCCAUGUGGCUGCAGAAGGUGUCGCGUCUGAGGCCGGCAGCAGAAGAGACGACAGCAAGCGGCCUCCGAGAGCCCCGACAUUUGCUGACUUCCUGUCGCAGGGCAAGACGCAGGGAGGCCGGGGGGAGCGGGGCCGAGGGCGGGGCCGCGGACAGAAGCAGAACUACAGCAUGCAUGACGACCGCUGGGAGGGGGACCAGGAGGAAGAGGAGGAGGAGAAAAGAGAGGAGAGGCCGAAGAAGAAGGAGGAGAAACAAACUCCUCCCACUCCACAAAAGGUGGAGGAGAAGAAUGACGGCGAGGCGGGUGAAGACGAUGAGGACGAGUGGGAGGAUGCUAGCGAUGAAGAGGAAAACGACACGGUGGAGAGAAGAGGCGGCUCGGAAUGGGUUGCCAGGGGCGACGGGAAGAAGGAUUCUGGGAAGGAAAACAGCAAAGGCAGCACGCCCACGUCUCCCCAGGCUAGAUCACGACCGAUGUCAACCGGAAACCCCAAAGAGCAGCGCACGCCACGCCCCAAGGUCCACAUUCCCUCCCCCGCGGCCGCAGUUCAGGAGCCCGCAGUAGGAGCCAAACCCCUCAGCCCCUUCGACCCGCUGGAGGGUCACCAGCCGGUGUCGGACUGGGGAGAGGAGAUGGAGAUGGUGUCGCCCCGUUGCAGCUUGGGAAACGAGAGCCCGCUAAAGCCUCUGAGCGCCGAAUCCAGCCCUCCGAAGAAGAACGAGGAAGAGGAGGGGCUCCAAGUCGCCAGCGAACCCCCUGAGCCGCAGAGGGCGGAGCCAACAGCUGCUCCUCCUUCUGCUCCUUCAGAAAAAACUCACCAGUCUGUAACCGGGUCAGAACCAGAGGCGGCCCCCACAGAGUCCCUCCCCGAUGUGGUCGUUGACUCCGCCCCCUCACAGGUCACAGAGGACCAGGAUGCACCUGUUCAGUCAGAAGCGGACCGACCCGACCCGGCCUGCACCCCGCCUGAGGCCCAGCAGAACCCCCCUGAUCCAGCAGCAGGGGUAGAGGACGCCGCGGCGCCCGGAGAGACCGGAGCCGCUCCAGAAGCAGCAGCAGAGCCGGCGCCGACCUCAGAGCAGACGCCUCCUUCAGACUGAACCAGAAAGGAUGAAGAUCCUCUUGGAUGAAGAUGAACAAAUGAUUUGAACCAUCCAGAGGAGGAGGAGGAGGAGGAGGAGCAUCUCCUUCAUGACCUGCAUCUUCCUGAUGCUUUUGCUCUGAGCCGCUGCCUCACAUCUGGAUCCACAUCCCUUUCAGAACAAAAGCACCAAAUGGAAGUUCAGCGUCAGAACUUCUGGUUUGGGUUUCACCUCUUCAGGCUUUUCUGCAUGAAGAAGAUCCGACAAUAAGAUGCUUUCAUUUCUGUCUUUGGCUCGUCAAACAACUAAUCAUGUUUUCUUUUGUAUUUCUUCGAUGAAUUGUGCUUUUUUUGUGUGCGAUAAUCAGUCUUUGUGAGAACCUCUCCAUGAACUUUGUCAAAAACGUUUUUUAUUUGAUCGACUGGCUUCCAGAAGCUGCAGAUGGAAACCUGGAUCUGCAUCCCAAACGCUGGUUUCAAUCUUGAUUCCUGCUGAUACCUCCUGGAGUCUGAAGCUCCUCUCUACUUCGUACCAGAAUGACGGCUGUCACAUUUCAGAUUGAGGUUCCUCCUCAUGCGUUCCACUCUGAAUCAUGUCCUCCUGAGGCCGCGGUGACUCGGAUGCAAACACACCUUUCUUAUGCCGUAGCUGUUUCUGCAUUUUAAAGACUUUAUUGUACUUUAAAUUAAGGACUACUCCUUUAUUUGUCUAUACAUUUUUCUGUUACUACCGAGUGGAAGCUCAGUUUCCUGAGCGGAGUGGAGCCGUCUCCCGGGUUUGUCUAAAAAGGGAAGAAUCAACAGGGUUGCUUUAUUGUCUUUAAGCUGUAGAUCUGACAGAAUAAAAAAUAUAUGCAUUUAUGCUGAACAAAAGUG
This is a messenger RNA of Oryzias latipes (Japanese medaka), 3200 nucleotides long. It is a transcript of the gene ccdc9, whose product is annotated as coiled-coil domain containing 9. NCBI's taxonomy places the organism in Eukaryota, Metazoa, Chordata, Actinopteri, Beloniformes, Adrianichthyidae. The record is from RefSeq and is a predicted model, not a curated record.